CCAGGAAGACGCCAUUCAGAGCCAAUGUUCAAGUGCGUUAAUAGCAGAACUGUGUUGCUUAUCCACGCAAAGUAGUUCGGAUCGAAGAUCAAACUUUACGGGAAAUGCUUACUCUUGUAACUACAUAAUUAUUUUGGUCAGACGCUCUCAUAAACUAACACAUUUCUUUUAUAAAGAUUUAACGCGAGAAACAUUCUUGAAACUAACAAGUUUAUUCGUUGAACUGUGCGCUACCAUUACUGUUAUAAAUGGAAUGUUCAAAUAAAGGCAGCCGGACUGCAGUUUCCACUUUACUUCUCUUCCUCGUUACAAUGCAAGCGUUUAUUGUGGCGGCAGACGAACGGACAAUCACUCAGGGCACAAUCAAGCAUAACCGGCGGAAGCGGCAGGUGGGUGACCUUAUUCUGAUGGGGUACAAGGCAAAUAAUGCUCUCACGGGAUCCACGCGUUCAGCGGAUUUCUUCAAGCAAAUCGGGAAGAAACGUUCCCUUUCAUUUUCGACGCGCAGAGCCGGAAGGCCCGUCUGGUUGCCCGACAUCGACGCCGACACAGCCGGAAUUCUGAUUGAUCCCGAGGAGUUCAAGCGUUCCUGGUGAUUCUGUCGCGUGAAACAAACCAUGUUGACAACCUUUCAUAAUUAAGGACGCUGAUAAAUAAUAACAAGUAUUACUCCGAGCACUCUAUUGUAUAAAUAAAAACGGGAAACAUUUUUUUAAGUGAAUGCGCUCUUAUCUACAUCUAUUUAUAAAUAUCUGAUUGGACUAUUUUAGUUCGAGUGAAAUAUUAUUACACAUAUAUUCAAUAAUUAUUCUUAAAGUGUUAAUAGCAACUGCAGAGUUUGUCUCUUAUAAUUUUAAACAAUGACAGUAUA
This is a messenger RNA of Dreissena polymorpha, 871 nucleotides long. RefSeq lists its product as uncharacterized. The record is from RefSeq and is a predicted model, not a curated record. The transcript has 4 exons. The coding region runs from base 249 to 596 and encodes 115 amino acids. NCBI's taxonomy places the organism in Eukaryota, Metazoa, Mollusca, Bivalvia, Myida, Dreissenidae.